AUGUGUUCUGGUUAUUCUAUAGAUAUUCGCACGCUUAUUUUUUAUUUACAAUUGUUUAUCUCAUUUGAAGAUGAAAGCAAUGAUCUUAAAGCAUCAAUUCGGGCUUUACAGUUCAUUUUAAUGACGUCAGCUAAAUAUUCUGUUGAUGGACCAUCUUUGUCAAAUGAAUUAACUCAAUUAGGCUUACCAAAAGAACAUGCCAAUGGUCUUGUCAAAGUUUAUGAUGAAAAUUUCGAAAAAUUAACAAAUAAAUUACGUUCAUCUAUUUUAAGACUUACAAAACUAAACGAUAUUCAAUGGGAUGUGUACGAUGUGAAAGCGAUAAAUAAUGUUAAUGACGUCUACUUACCAGUAGUGACAAUGAAUAUUAAUUACGAUGAUUAUACAGUCGAUGAUGAUUCACAACAAACAAAAUCUAUCGCAUUUUCAAUGCACGCUGAAAAUUUUGGCAUUCUAUUAGCUGAUUUACAAGCUGCACGUGAUUAUAUGAAAACUUAUUCAACUUGA
This is a messenger RNA of Didymodactylos carnosus, 507 nucleotides long. Lineage: Eukaryota; Metazoa; Rotifera; Eurotatoria; Philodinida; Philodinidae. The record is from the annotation of a GenBank genome assembly.